AUGAGAUUACCUAGGAAACAGCGGCAGCAUGAAUCUUCCAGUAAAGCUGAUCAAGAGGAAUCGGCCGUCGUCUUCUGGUGGAACCGAACUUCGAAUCUCUUCACCCAACACUUUUAUUCGAAAUGGAACCCGAAUAGUUGUAAUAUCGAUCGAAAUGGAGUCAACACUAAAGUAAAGCCAGAGUUCAUGCGAAGAAGACGACUUCAAAUAAACCUAAAGUAUUUCCAGAAGCACCUAUCCUGGUCAUCUUUAAAACAAAAUAAAGACAAGGAAGACUUCGAUCUCAGUCCGAAGUUUGAAUGCUUAAAUGAUGAAGCAAAGAAGUUUCAUUCACUAGCCAACAUAAUGCAACAUUGGUGGCGACUCGGCAGUACCGCAAUCCACCCCAUUAGAGCAACCUCUGAUAUUGCAUUGUACCUAGUCUCGCAAGCCCGUAAAAUCGACACCACGUUAGGCUUAGAAUGCUCCUACCUUGAGCUGCCACCAGACGGCCGGGGUUAUGACUAA
Messenger RNA from Protopolystoma xenopodis, 507 nucleotides. Lineage: Eukaryota; Metazoa; Platyhelminthes; Monogenea; Polystomatidea; Polystomatidae. The record is from the annotation of a GenBank genome assembly.